GGUUUAAUAGGAUUAUACCUAAACAUAUGGAGUGCUGUUUGGUGAUCAGGCUACUCCCAAAAUUAAAGCAAAAUUACGCACCGUUAAAAAUGGUGCAAGCACGAACGAUGGCUACGCGCAAGGGGCACCUCUGCCCUCAAAUAUCUUUAUCAAAUUCAAACCCAAAUCUCAUAAUUAUUCUAUUCUAUUCUGUUUUUCAAACUUCAAUUAGUUUCCACAAUUUCAGAGGCUUCGAGAAGCCUCUCUUUCCAAGGCUUCUUUCUCUCCAUUUCUUUCUGCUGCUGUGUGUUGGAGCCUUGGGGAGUUGUGGUUCAUUUUAUUUUCCAUUAACUCCAAUCAAAAAAAUUAUGAUAAGGAAGACAUGCCCUAUCCCUAAUCUCCAUAUCCAAGACGGCCUAGAAACCGUCCUGGAAGUGCCUAUUCUCGAAGAAAUGUAUACCCAAUUGGGCACCGAUGCGGCUUUAUUACCAUGGCUAAACAUGCGAGCUUUAAUGAAUGAUAAUUUAUCAUCAACACCCCAUCUCCAAGCUAAAUCAGAUACCGAGUUCUUAGCUUUGCUUAAGAUUGUUGGGGCUCCUCUCAUCCCUUUUCAAGUCCAUUUGUUGAAUUAUACACUUUCAUCUCCCCUCAGACAUUGUCCGUUUGAAUCUUCGAGUGCAAAAUAUAUAGUGCAGCAGUUUGUAGCGGCGAGUGGAGGGCAUUUGGCGUUGGGUUCAGCGACAAGCAUGUGUGCAAUGGGACGAGUGAAAAUGAAGGGUUCAGAGAUGCAAGCAGGUUAUGAUAGCGUGCAACUAAGGAGGAAUUGUGAGGUUGGGGAUUUCGUCUUGUGGCAAAAGAACCCGGAUUUGUGGUAUUUGGAACUUGUUGUGGCGGGUUUUAAGGUUAGUGCAGGGAGUGAUGGUAAGGUUGCUUGGAAUCAAUCCACUUCUCAACCUGGACAUGCAAAUAGAGGCCCUCCAAGACCCCUACGAAGAUUCUUCCAGGGAUUGGACCCAAGGAGCACGGCUAGUUUAUUCAAAGAAGCUGUUUGUGUAGGAGAGAGGACGAUUAACAAUGAAGAUUGUUUCAUACUCAGGCUUGAAACUGCUUCAAGCGUCCUCAAAGAACAAAGCUCGGCUCAGACGGAGAUAAUCCAUCACACCAUCUGGGGAUAUUUCAGCCAAAGAAGUGGGCUUCUUAUGAAAUUCGAGGACAGAAAGCUGGUGAUGAUGAAACCACCAAACAGGAAAGACCGAGUAUUUUGGGAGACCACUGUGGAAUCAGUGGUUCAAGACUACAAGCAAAUCGAUGGCAUUAAAGUAGCCCAUAGUGGGAAUACCAUGACGACUCUUUACAGAUAUGGCAAGUCCCAUAAUCACAAGAGGAAGAUUGAAGAAACAUGGAGGAUUCAUGAGGUUGAUUUCAAUAUUUGUGGCUUGUCUGAUGAAACUUUCCUGCCUCCACCUGAUCUUAAGAGAGAGCAAUGAUUAAGUUGGAUUUUUCUCUCUCCUUUUUUUGGGUAGAAGUUAAAAUACAAAGAAAUUAAGUUGAAGAAGAAUGGGUGUACAUAUAUAAGAAUAGUUUUAUAUAAUGUGAUACACAUGAAAUCAUAAUAAAUUUAAUUUUACUUAUUUUUCAUAAAAAA
Gossypium arboreum is the source of this 1624-nucleotide messenger RNA. RefSeq lists its product as uncharacterized. The transcript is spliced from 3 exons. The record is from RefSeq and is a predicted model, not a curated record. Bases 27 to 1466 code for a protein of 479 amino acids. NCBI's taxonomy places the organism in Eukaryota, Viridiplantae, Streptophyta, Magnoliopsida, Malvales, Malvaceae.